Messenger RNA from Pseudogymnoascus destructans, 3081 nucleotides. RefSeq lists its product as uncharacterized. The coding region runs from base 1 to 3081 and encodes 1026 amino acids. Gene Ontology annotation, biological process: positive regulation of DNA-templated transcription. Gene Ontology annotation, cellular component: Set1C/COMPASS complex. The transcript has a single exon. The record is from RefSeq and is a predicted model, not a curated record. Lineage: Eukaryota; Fungi; Ascomycota; Leotiomycetes; Thelebolales; Thelebolaceae.
AUGUCUAGCUUCGAUUCAGACUCUAGCGCCCCCGACCCCCCCGACACCUUCAAUCCCCCACCUUCCUUCGCCGAUUUCAAGUUCAAGUCUAAGUUGGGUUUCCACUACACCGAAGAAAGCUUCCAGCGCCAACUCGCCAUCAAAGAUACCAAAGCCGAGAAGUACCAACAGAAAGAAGCUUUUCCGCGCCCCGACGGAGUCGACCACGACGAUUGGAAAAAGUGUUUCAACGCUGCCGACAGCUGGGUGUACAAGGACGUUCUCGGCGACGCUCACGAGUCGGCAUCAACCCGUAAAACAACCCAUGCUACUCGGAGGAAAGCCGAGCAGAAGCUGAGGGAUAAGCUAUUUGCUCGUGGUCAAACUGUACCUGGCCCCGACCCACCUCAGGGUCACCCCCCACCUCCACCACCUCCACCACCUGGUAAUCCGUCAAGCGCAAACAAGUCGAACAAGAAACGCAAGCGCAAACAACAACAUUCGCCUCCUUCUUCUGGCGGAACCAAUUCGAACCAGACCUCCAGAAAACAACCUCGCUCUCUUCUUCGUCGCCGAAACAAUCGCUGGGACAACAAUCGUCAGAACAACAAUCGACGGGUCAUUCUUCGGAACAUUGCCCGACCCAACAGAUUUAAAGGCAGUUAUUCUGACCCUUCUGACGAAGAUUCCGACAACGCCCACAAACAAUCAUCGACGUCGUCCUCCAAGGUCAAGUCAAGGACCCUUCCACAGCAACCUUUGUUCAAUCCAGGUGCACACAAUCAAGCCUAUACUUCGGACCCAUCGAACCGUGGCGUCGUCUUUAACAAUCUAUACUCUGGUCACAGGGAUAGUUCAAACUACACAUCAUACCCUGCGCACCUAGGCACCGUCCAUAACAAGCACCCCGCUGCCCCCAAGAACAAGUCAAGCAGCGCCCCAGGACCAUCAUCGUCCACGGACAAUUCAAACACCGGUGCACACCAACCACCUUCUUCUCCCGGCGGAAACAAUCCAGCCCAAGGAUUUCAAGCACCCAGAGGUAGUGUCUUUUAUCAAGGCGGUUAUUCUUCUCCUCCCCAUUACAAUUCCCAGAUCGGUGCAUCCCAGAUCGGUGCACAGCAACCACCUCCUCCCAGCAGAACCAAUCCAGCCCAAGGAUUUCAAGCACCCAGAGGUAGUGUCUUUUAUCAAGGCGGUUAUUCUUCUCCUCCCCAUUACAAUUCCCAGAUCGGUGCAUCCCAGAUCGGUGCACAGCAACCACCUCCUCCCAGCAGAACCAAUCCAACCCAAGGAUUUCAAGCACCGGGAGCCAGCAUCUUAGGCAGUUAUUCGUCUGAUCUCCAGAUCGAUCCCGAGCUCCUUUUCCAGCAACCGCGUUCUCCGCCCACCAGAACCAAUCCAAGCCAAGGAUUUCAAGAGCCGAGAGCCAACAUCUUAGGCAGUUAUUCUUCUGUCCCACAGAACAAUUCCAACGACGCCCACGAGCAGUCAUCGUUCAAGGACAACAACUCCAAGAUUGAUACAGAGAAACCUUCCUCGUUCAAGAACGACCCAAAGAACGCCCACGGCCAAUCAUCGUCCAAGGCCAAGUCCAAGACCAGUGAACAGCAAUCUUCUUCCACCAAGGACAACUCUAAUAACGCUCACGAACCAUCAUCGUCCAAGCGCAAUCCUACAACCGGAACACAUCAAACUUCUUCAAAGAGCGAUCCAAAGAUCGCCAACAAACAACCUUCGUUCAAGGUCAAGUCCAAGUUCGGCUCACAGCAGUCUUCGCCCAAGAAAAAUUCAAAGAACGCUCGCAAACAAUCUUCGUCCAAGGACAACUCCAAGUCCGUUGCACAGCAACCUUCAUCACUCGGUUCCGAGAUCGCCGAUCAACCUCCUUCAAAAAAAGCAAAAACCAUGUCAUCCCAAGCCAAAAAGCAGAAGGGCAAGGCUGAUUACUGCGUGUGCAAGCAGGUCCGACAUGGCACAAAGAUGAUUGCAUGCGAAGGCGGAUGUGAGAAUUGGUUCCACGUCUCAUGUGUCACGCUGGAGUGCGCUGACACAGACGGCGUGGCCAAGUUCAUCUGCGAUGACUGCCCGGGUGCGACGACCUACAAGCGCGUCUGCCGCCUGGAGGGGUGCAACCGUCCCCACACAACUCGUGAGACUGUGGGGGACGAUGAGGUCCCAAAGACGCUCGCCUCCAAGUAUUGCAGCUUGGAGCACCGCAACGAGUUCUGGGCGAGAACCGUUGGCGGAAUCGACCGUCUUCUGGCUUCCCAGUUGCGCUCCUUCAUGGGGCAGACGCCGCUUGGCGCCUUCAAGACGGCUGGCGACCAGCCAACUCGCGCGGGUCUCGGGGCUCACCAUGGUGGCGGUGAGCUUCGCGAUGGUUUUGUGGCAACUGGUCCCCCCCACAAUGAGGAGGGGAUGUUCUCGUUGGAUACCAAUCUUCGAGACAGAUGCCACAAAAACAUCGCGAGGCUCACAGCCUCCAUGGUGCACUACGAGAACCGCCAAAAGCUGGUUGCCAUGCUCGCCAAGUACUCCGACGAGACGGCGAAGAAGUACGCGGAGGAGAACCAGAUCGUUGAGAGCGCCCCGAAGCGCGCCAAGGGCAAAUCGGGCAAGGGCGCUGCUCGGACGAUCUGCGGGUUCGAUCCGCGUCUGUCCGUCUCCGACGGAUGGAUCGACGAGUUCAUGGCAACCCCCGAGGGAGACGCGGCAUGGAAGUCGGGUGUGAUUGGAGAGCACACCAACCCCGACUUUCAUGUCGACGUCGACCCAGGGUUCUACAAGGGGAUUUGCGUGGGGACUGGCUGCCACUCCGGGUGGCUAUCGAUCGCCGAGGACGAGCCGAGGUACAACCUCAUCUGGUUGGCCGAAGACCUGGAGAAGGAGAACGACGAGCUCGCCGAGAUGGUUGAGCGCGUCCAACUGCGCCUCGCCAUCGAGCGCGAGCGCAAUCAAUACGCCCAGGACAGAGCUGCCGAGAUGACGGAGGAGAAUGCUGCGGAGUUCUUGCGCAGCUGGAAAACUCUGAAGGGAGACAAGAACAUCAUCUUGAAGAAACUCCUGAAGAAGUUUCAUAGUGAGUACGCCACAGCCUGA